UUUGAGCCCUGAGCUGGCCACAAUUGGUUGAUUAGUUAUGAAAAUACAUGACUCUGGGCCCUAUGGUGUCUUCCGCAAGGUCUCGCCCUCAUCCUUGGAGUCACCUGAUGCCUGGGGGAAACCCUCUGCCUCUGGUUCAGGACCUGGUGCAGCUCCUGUGAGGAAUGGCAGCUCCUUCCCUCCCGAGGAGGCAAAGGAGGCCCAGGUCAAUAUGGAUGCAAGAGGGCCCCCUCGUUUCCGAGGACCACCCGGCAUGCCCGACUACGUGGGCGGCCCUUCACCAUUUGUGGGCUAUGGGCCAUCUCCACCUGGAUCACACUGAUGCCCUGUGACCUCACCUGCUGGGCAAUCAGCUUGAAGCUUGAAGAGGACCCUGAGCUGUGGCAAUGAUAUAUUCAGAGAAGAUGCCAAAUGUGCAUUAUGGCCCAAAUGUUUCCCUGCUCAGUCCUGCUCCCCCCCCCCCCAUUGUCUCUCCUAUUGUCACCCCUAAUAAACCUGUCACUGUUCUA
Camelus dromedarius (Arabian camel) is the source of this 509-nucleotide messenger RNA. RefSeq names its product transport and Golgi organization protein 1 homolog. Lineage: Eukaryota; Metazoa; Chordata; Mammalia; Artiodactyla; Camelidae. The record is from RefSeq and is a predicted model, not a curated record. The coding region runs from base 38 to 322 and encodes 94 amino acids. The transcript has 4 exons.